CAGUGUCAGUCCCCGAGCGAGCGCUGGUGGCGGGGCGGGCAGCCCGGCAGGCAGCCGCAGGUGGGGCUACUCUCAGUCAGGGACCCAGCCCGGGAGCCCGGGAGCCCUGCACCGGGUGUGCACAGGAUGCCCCGCGGGGACUCGGAGCAGGUGCGCUACUGCGCGCGCUUUUCCUACCUCUGGCUCAAGUUCUCGCUCGUCAUUUACUCCACAGUGUUCUGGCUGAUCGGAGGCCUGGUCCUGUCGGUGGGGAUCUAUGCAGAAGUCGAGCGGCAGAAAUACAAAACUCUGGAAAGUGCCUUUCUGGCCCCAGCCAUCAUUCUUAUCCUUCUGGGGGUCAUCAUGUUCAUUGUCUCCUUUGUCGGCGUGCUGGCUUCCCUCCGGGACAACCUGUGCCUUCUGCAAGUGUUUAUGUACAUCCUUGGAAUUUGUCUGAUAAUCGAGCUCAUUGGUGGCGUGGUGGCCUUGAUCUUCCGGAACCAGACCAUCGACUUUCUGAAUGAUAACAUCCGACGAGGAAUCGAGAACUACUACGAUGAUCUGGACUUCAAGAACAUCAUGGACUUUGUCCAGAAGAAGUUUAAGUGCUGUGGCGGAGAAGACUACAAAGAUUGGAGCAAAAACCAGUAUCAUGACUGCAACGCCCCUGGACCUCUGGCUUGCGGGGUGCCCUACACCUGCUGCAUCAGAAACACGACAGACGUUGUCAACACCAUGUGUGGCUACAGAACUAUUGACAAGGAGCGCCUCAGCGUCCAGAAUGUCAUCUACGUGCGGGGCUGCACCAACGCCGUGCUCAUCUGGUUCAUGGACAACUAUACCAUCAUGGCGGGCCUCCUGCUGGGCAUCCUGCUCCCCCAGUUCCUGGGGGUGCUGCUGACGUUCCUGUAUAUCACUCGGGUGGAGGAUAUCAUCUCGGAGUUCUCUGUCACCGACGGGCUCCUGAUGUCUGGUGCCAAGGCCAGCGUGGAAGCAGCAGGCACAGGAUGCUGCAUGUGCUACCCCAGUUAGGACUGGCCUGGGGCAGCAGCUCCAGCAGGACCGUGCCAGGAUAGCACCACGUCAUGUGGGUUGGACACGACCGUGGCUCCUUUCCCCACACUCAGCGCUGACCAAAGUCCAGGCUGUGUUUGCUCUGGUGGCUGGCUCAGGCCUCCCAUGGCCACUGCCUCCCUGGAGGGCAGAGCCUGAGGCCCUCCCCAGCUCUGGGGUGGUGUGUGCCCACACUGCUGGGCGUGGGGAACAAGGGCGGCCCUUCCCUAGGCCUGGGCUGCCACCGGGGAUGGCCAACUCAGCACUUAGCUCAGGGCCGCUUCGUUUCUGGCAGUGCCUUGGGUUCUGGUGUUCAUGCCCCUCUGUGGGCAGUUUUAUCGUGAUUUGUAGAGAGACUUUGUAGAGAGACGAGAGCAUGUGUGCCUCAUGGUGAAGGAGCGGAGGCGUGCAGCCCCCGAGGCCCCAGUCCCUCAGCCGUGCCCCAGGUGUGAGGGGGCCCCAUUUCCCAGCCUCCAGGUGCCUUGAGCCUUCCCCCAGGGCUGCUGUUUUGCUGACUCUGGGUUUGUUUGUUUUUUUACGUGAUUUUGUAACGUUCAUUUUGUAAGAGUUAACAGGAAUUUCUGACUAAUCAAAGCUGGGUGUUUCCCCAUGCUCUCCACUCUUGCCCCUCCAAACCAGUUUAUGAAUCAAACAAUAAAGACUUGAUUUUUUG
Rhinolophus ferrumequinum (greater horseshoe bat) is the source of this 1705-nucleotide messenger RNA. It is a transcript of the gene TSPAN15, whose product is annotated as tetraspanin 15. NCBI's taxonomy places the organism in Eukaryota, Metazoa, Chordata, Mammalia, Chiroptera, Rhinolophidae. The transcript has 8 exons. The record is from RefSeq and is a predicted model, not a curated record. Bases 127 to 1011 code for a protein of 294 amino acids. Gene Ontology annotation, cellular component: membrane.